AUGUCCAGCGCCAUGUACAACAAGAUGUGGCACCAGACCCAAGACGCCCUCAAUUCUUUGCUUGAUAAAGAGUCUCAACGGAUGAAAGAACCACAGAGAAAUCAAGUCUUGAUCUUCCAGAUGUUAGCCACCUUCUACAUCAAGUACGUGCAGAUCUUCCGGAGCCUGGAGACGGUCUACGACCAGAUGGUCCACCCGCAGAAGCGCGCACUGAUCCGGAGAAUCCUGGACGGGGUGAUGGGCCGCAUCCUGGAGCUGAAGAACGAGAUGGUGGAGUUGGAAUUAACCGAGUUUCAUUACUUUGAUGACAUCUUACAGAACCUAAAGCUGGCUCCCCAACAGUUAGAUAUUCCCAUCCCCAAGUAUUUUUUGAAGGAGAAGUUGGAAGUCAUAAAAGGAAGAGAGAAAAUCCUCGCUCAGAUACUAGCCAACGCUGAAUUGAGAGGACCCAGAGAGAAAUCCUCUGUAAAGAGUCUUCCCCUGGAGCAGGCUGUGAAGACGAUCCAGGUCGCGGAGAGAGCGCGGCAGGGUCGCCUGAGGGCGAUGCUCAUGAAGCAGAUCUUCCUCCAGGAGUUCAGAACGCGGCAAGCCAGGCUCCUCGGCGAGAAGGUGGCAGACACGGGGGUAGCAGCGCUGCGAAUCCAGAAGGUUUGGCGAGGAUUCCGUCAGAGUAAGAAAACCGAGAGGGAGCGAGAGGAGGAGAUGGUGUUCCUGGGCAUGAAUCCACCUCCUCUGUUUAACGAAGUCAGCGCCACCAUAGUCCAGGCUGAAAAGGUGACCUACCUGCGGAAUGAGGUGCAGAUAAAGCACGAGGAGGACUACAGAGAAGCCAUGGUCAGCAUCAAGGAUGACCUGAAGCUGACGGAAGGUCUGGACAUCAAGGAGAACCUCCAAGACCAGAUCCGGCACUGGUUCAUCGAGUGCAGGAACCUGACUGGCACCUUCCCUGACUUCCCCAACGCAGAAGAAGGAGGCUCCGCCGUCCUGUUUUCGAACAAGACCCCACAGCAGAUUAUUGAUGACAUUAUUGCCAGCCAAGAAGAAGAGGAAAAAAACAAAAAGAAGAAAAAGAAAAAAAAGGAAAAAAAGGAGAAAAAAGCCAAAAAAUUAAAGGAGAAGAAAGAACCAAAAGACAAAGAAGACGACGAGGCCUGGAGAAUGUCCCCCAGCGUCUUCCUGCCCGCGAUGGAGGAAGGGAAUAACAUCUACAAAGACCUGUGGAAGAACAAGGACGAGUCGAAGAACUUCCCCCAGGACUACGAUCCGGAGAUGAUCAAGGAGGAGAAGCGGAAGGAGCUGGAGCUGGAGAUCCGGGAACAGGUUGAUGAGCUGAUGAGACAGGAACUGAAAAACUUGAAGCUCGCUGUGAACAGAGAAAAGGAACUCCCGCCCAAAACACCGAAGAAGAAAGGAGGUAAAAAUAAACAGAAGGAGAAGAAAGGCAAAAAAGGGAAGAAGGGGAAGUUUAAGGACCUGACGGGGGACAGAACCAUCGAGUCUCUGUACCAGGAGCUGGUGCAGGAGGGCCUCCUCAUGCAGGUUCUGAAAGUCGGCCUGUCCGACUACAUCGGGGAGUACAGCUACCUGGGGACCACGCUGCGCCGCGUGUCCAUCGAGCCCAUGCCGUCCCUCCUGGAUGUCAGACAGCUCGUCACCCUCUACGGGAUCCUGCCUCUAGGCUCCCAGGCCGUGCACGAGAAGGCGCCCCUGGUGAAGUCCCUGCUGCUGGCCGGGCCGGCGGGGGUCGGGAAGAAGAUGCUGGUGCAUGCCAUCUGCAGCGAGACGGGCGCCAACCUCUUCAACCUGUCCGCAGCCAACAUUGCGGGGAAGUACCCGGGCAAGGGCGGCCUGGACCUGAUGCUGCAGAUGGUCCUCAAGGUGGCCCGGCAGCUGCAGCCGUCCGUGGUGUGGAUCGGAGACACGGAGAAAACCUUCUACAGAAAAGUCCCCAGCGCCGAAAGGACGAUGGAACCCAAACGCCUGAAGAAGCAGCUCCCCAAACUCCUGAAGCUCCUGAAGCCCAGCGACCGGAUCCUGAUCGUGGGGACCACGCGCCGCCCCUUCGACGCCGACCUGCAGCCCUUCUGCAGGGUGUACCAAAAAAUCAUCCUGGUGCCCCGGCCCGACUACGCGUCCAGAUACGUUCUGUGGAGACACAUCAUCCAGCGCCAAGGGGGCGUCAUCACGAGCACCUUGAACAUCAGCUGCCUGGCCAAGGUCGCCGAUGGCUUCACCCAGGGGCACAUCGUGCAGGCGGUCAAAGGGGUGCUCACGGAGCGGCGGGUCCGGCAGCAGUCGCAGAAGCCGCUCGUGGCCCUGGAGUUCAUCGCCGCCCUGAGCCGCAUGGACCCCGUGUACCAAGAGGAGGAAGACAGCUUUAAGAACUGGUACACCAAAACCCCGAUGGGCAAAAAGCGCGCCCUGGCACUGAUGGGAGGAAGUGCAGGAAAGGCCAAGGAAAAAGCGAAAAAGGAAAAGAAAGGGAAGAAGAAAAAGUAA
This is a messenger RNA of Molossus molossus (Pallas's mastiff bat), 2499 nucleotides long. RefSeq names its product IQ motif containing with AAA domain 1 (gene DRC11). Gene Ontology annotation, molecular function: protein binding; ATP binding; ATP hydrolysis activity. Bases 1 to 2499 code for a protein of 832 amino acids. The record is from RefSeq and is a predicted model, not a curated record. NCBI's taxonomy places the organism in Eukaryota, Metazoa, Chordata, Mammalia, Chiroptera, Molossidae. The transcript has 19 exons.